This is a messenger RNA of Carassius gibelio (silver crucian carp), 1001 nucleotides long. RefSeq names its product epidermal differentiation-specific protein-like. Gene Ontology annotation, biological process: lens development in camera-type eye; visual perception. Gene Ontology annotation, molecular function: structural constituent of eye lens. The transcript has a single exon. NCBI's taxonomy places the organism in Eukaryota, Metazoa, Chordata, Actinopteri, Cypriniformes, Cyprinidae. The record is from RefSeq and is a predicted model, not a curated record. The coding region runs from base 74 to 592 and encodes 172 amino acids.
UUUCCCUGCAGAGCCACGGGAAGCUUACUAACAAUCACUUGAAACCUCCAGACUCCUCCAGUCAUUGUUCAAAAUGAGCAAGAUUAUUGUUUUUACCGAAGAGGGCUUCGGGGGCAGAACAGCUGAAUUCAAGAACGAUGUCUGUGACUUAGAAGAAAUCGGCUUCAACAAUGUCAUCUCAUCUCUCAAAGUCAUUGGUGCACCAUGGGUAGCAUACUAUGACACGAAUUUUGGUGGAAAGCAACGACUGUUUCAAGAAGGAGAGUAUGCUACUCUUGAUGACAAAAGAAGGUUUUCUUCCCUCAAGAUGAUCAAAGAUAACCUGGAAAACCCUGAAAUCCGGCUGUUUGAGCAUGUGAACUAUCAAGGAAGAAGUGUGACCCUGCGCGGUGAAACCAAUCUUCACGACAUUAAUUUCAGUGACACCGCAUCUUCCCAUAGAGUGAAAAGUGGUGUCUGGAUACUCUAUGAGCAUGUCAAUCGUAAGGGUUCCCAGCUUAUUUCUUUCCCUGGGGAACAAAUUCCUAACUAUGUUCCGCUCUCCUUCAACGAUAUGGCCAGCCAUGUGCGUCCCUUGCUGCCGAAGUCAUAGACAGCAUCAUUCAAAAUUCACUUUCUGCAGCUGAAUAUGAACAGGAACACUUUUGGAAAGAACAAAGCAGCUCGUGGGGAAAGACUGAUCCUGACAAGAAACUAUGACUGUGACACCAACAAUAACAAAGAAAAUGUAUGCAAUUCAACUCAGUCUUAUCAACAACAGAUAUCAGUUUGAAGUUAUACAGUGUAUGUUAAUUUGGCAAAUAUUCUGUAACUGGUGAUUUUUUUUUAUUAUUGAACAAUUUAAUUUGCUUUGGUUUUCAUCAAAGUACAGAUUUGGAAUUGUAUUUCCCGUUUGACGAGUGAAAUUUUAAAAAGGAUUUUGUUUUCAUAUUAUGCUGCGUAAGAGACAACAAAUGCUGUUUUAUUCUGUCAACUCAGAAAAUAAAGAGUCUUAAACAUAA